ACUUUUUCUGGAGGGUGUGUCCCACACCCCACCUUCGCCGCCCCCAUCACAAGACCUCAGCAACAAUUCCGGGUCCAUCGAAUCUACGUAUAUCUCCUCCGUAUACGCAAACUGUACCAUUUCAACAGAUUUUUCCCCUCAUGAAUUGUCCUCUCUAAUACUUAGAUUUUGUGCUUGAUAGUGGUAGAAGAGAGAGAAAGAUUGGAAAGAGAGGAGAAUAAAGGAGUGGAAACACGAUUGAUGAUAGACCCAUCUGGUGAGUGCCACAUGCUCGGAUCUUAACGUCUUGUACUUGGGUUUUUUAAGUUGCGUCUAUCAUAUGCUUGGGGGUUUGUUUUGGUUUUUGAUCAUUUUAUGGGUAUGUAAUCGUAGAUGGGCUCUUUACUUUCAAUCCAUAUGCUAAGAUCGUAGAGUUUGGUGUUUGGUUUUAUAUAUGCCUAGGUUAAAUUUUUGUUGUUGCUUGUUUGAGAUGAUGGGUCAUCUUUACCUUUCGGAAAAACUACCUGGUAUGCGAUUGUUGAUGGGUUCUUUGUUUUUAAUGUAAUAGAGAAUAAUUUAGUGCCAUUUUUGUAUUCUUUUUGUUCGUUUGUUAUAGGGGAAAGUUUUUUGUUUGGGGGGUUUUAUUGUGAGAUUUCCAGGUUUUCAAGAAAGUUGGGUAUUUGGCUUUUAAGCUAAAAAAAAAGGCUUUGUUGUUUGAGGCGUGGGUUGGUUUUGGUCAGGGUUGUAUUGGAUUUUUGUGGGUAUGAGAUGGGUUUGCUAGGCCUCUAUGGUAUUGAAUUUUGAUGGAUUUUUCAGGCGGUUUUCCUUAUUAUAGAAUGAUGUUUUUAAGAAAAUGGAGUAUAAUUUAGCAUUCUGUUUGUUUGUUAUAGGUCAAAUGAUUCUUAUUUAGGGGCUUUAUUGUGAGAUUUCCAGGCUUUCAAGGAAGUGGGGUAUUUGGCUUUGAAGCUAAAAAGGGUUUGUUGUUUGAGGUGAGGAUUGUUAUAGGGUUUUGUGGGUGUGAGAUGGGUUUGCUAGGUCUUUAUGGUAUUGAUUUUUUAUGGGGUUUUCAAGCGGUUUUCAAUCUUAUAGGAUGAUGUGAAAAGUAUGAUUAUUAACAAGUAGAUUUAAGGUUUGAAACUCUUCUUGGUACCUGAUUGUGGCAUGGAACUUUCAAGGGUUCUCUGAUUUUGAUUGUGGUGGCAAUUGGUGUUUUGUGGUGUAAAUGCUCGUUUACUUUAAUGGUUCUUCUGUACUUCUUUAUUGCUCAAUGGGUACAUGGCUGUUUUUUUAACAUUCGGUUGAGUAUACUUUUGUUUUGGUGUCAAUUAAAUAUUGGUUUUGAUUGUUGUAGGAUUAGCUGACUUUUUUAUUAUUAUUUCCAAGUUUUCAAGGAAGUUGGUAUUUGACUUAGAAGCUAGGGGUAUGUUGAGUUUGGUGGGUAGGGUAUGGCAUUUGGUAGGCGUUCAGGCAAUUCUGAAUCUGAUGGGAUGAUUUGAAGUUUUGAUUUUUAUCAAGUAGAUUAAACUUUUGACUCUGCUGAUAUUAUUUGUGGGUUUGAUCUUUCAAGGUUAAUUGGCUACUAAGGGAUUUUGUUUUAUAGUUUCAAUGGUGCUGCGGUUUGAUCGUUAACUGCUUCUCUGUUGAUGGGUUUGAAACAAAUGUGUGUAUGGAUCUUUGCAAAAUAUAUCGGGUUUCUUGCGGAAAAUCUUGAUUUCAGAUCUUCUUCUCAUCAGGAGAAGAAGGAAAAUAAGGGUACUGUUGUUUGUGGUUACAAGGCCUUUUAGGGGUGAGCAUGGAGGGAGAGGAAACUUCUUGGAUAAGGCGAGCAAAAUUUUCUCGCACUGUCUAUCAUGGAUUGGAUUCUGCUAGGUUGGCUUCUAUUCAAAGAGAAAAAAAAUCUGGUGUGAAAUCUAGACCUGGAAAGGCUUCUGUUGAUCCAAAAUCAGAUCCUAUUGUUCCCCAGAUUCAGCGAAAUCCGGCUACAAACCAGCAGAGGUCCAUAUCACCUCUCCCUAAAAUUAAACUUUCUGAUUCGUUUAAGGAAGCUCGAUCAGAUCUGAAGAGAUUCUCCACGCCUAAUCCUCGAAGGAAAGAGCAUGAGAAAAGUAUUAUUGGAAAUUUGUUCCAUCCAUCACGAGCACAUAAUUCAAAGACAAUCUCAAGGAAAAGCCCACUUCGGCAUUUUUCUUCCUUGAAAACUUUUGACGAGAUGAAAACGAGGAAGGAAUCGUCGUGGACAAAGUAUUUUGAGGUUGGAGGUGGAAGGGUUACCUCUGUGGAAACAGCAGAUGAGUGGAUUGUUGAUCUCUCUGAGCUAUAUUUUGGGCCUAAAUUUGCUCAUGGGGCACACAGUCAGCUUUACCAAGGGAUAUAUAAGGAUAAACCUGUUGCAGUGAAAAUUAUACAGAUACCGGAUGAUGACGAAAAUGGAGCUCUGGGAGCUCAGUUAGAGAAUCAAUUCACUAGAGAAGUCACUCUCUUAUCUCGGCUCCACCAUCGAAAUGUCUUAAGGUUUGUAGCAGCAUGCAGAAGGCCACCAGUGUUUUUUAUUGUCACAGAAUAUCUCUCAGGGGGUUCCUUGAGAGCAUACCUCCACAAACUUGAGCACCAGUCUCUUCCCUUACAAAAACUAAUUGCUGUUUCGCUGGAUAUUGCUCGAGGAAUGGAAUACAUUCACUCUCAAGGAGUAAUUCAUAGGGACCUCAAACCUGAGAAUGUUCUUAUUUGUCAAGAUUUCAAUAUGAAAAUUGCCGAUUUUGGAAUAGCUUGUGAGGAGGCGUACUGUGAUCUUUUGGCAGAAGACCCUGGGACCUACCGUUGGAUGGCUCCUGAAAUGAUCAAACGUAAGUUGUAUGGACGGAAGGUUGAUGUGUAUAGCUUUGGACUUAUGCUAUGGGAAAUGGUGUCUGGAACAAUUCCUUACGAGGAGAUGACUCCUAUCCAAGCAGCUUUUGCUGUCGUGAACAAGAAUUUGAGACCAGCUAUCCCUGGAGACUGCCCACCUGCCAUGAGAGCUUUGAUUGAGCAGUGUUGGUCUUUGCAACCAGAGAAAAGGCCAGAUUUUUGGCAAGUAGUAAAGGUGUUAGAGCAGUUCGAGUCUUCACUUAAGCAAGAUGGAACCCUCAACCUGAUCCAAAACCCUUGUCAAGAUCAUAAGAAGGGGCUUCUUUAUUGGAUUCAAAAGCUUGGUCCCAUGCAUUCUCACAGCUCAUCUACGGCCAAGCCUAAGAUCAUUUGAAUCUUCCUUACGGUUUGGUGGCUUCCUUUUCUUUUUUUUUUUAAAUAUACCUUUGCCAGGGCAGAAUGCAAUUAAAGAGGGCUUUUUAAUCCCUUUUUUUUUGGUUGUUUCCCCUAUUUCACUUACAUGCAAACGUCAAUUAAUAGGUUUGGGCAUGCAUUGGUGUGAAAUUGAUUUUCAUCUGCAUAUACAUAUAUAUCGCGUGAUAUGGUCAGAUUUUGAAGAAUUUGCAAGUUGGUUUGCGGCUAGAAGUUCUUUCUGACUUGGGGAUGUGCAUCUGUGUUGGUAUUGGGGUUAGCAAUGUACUAAAAAGAUAUUCUUGUUUUGUUAUCUCAAAUUCCCUGUAUCCCAUAAGGCCAUAACAGUCAUCCAGUUUUGUAAAUUCUUGCUUUGUUGUGAUCUUCGAAAGUCACAAGAGAGUUAGUAAUAUUCAAAUUGCAUUCUUUGACGA
Messenger RNA from Rhododendron vialii, 3668 nucleotides. RefSeq names its product serine/threonine/tyrosine-protein kinase HT1. Gene Ontology annotation, molecular function: ATP binding; protein kinase activity. NCBI's taxonomy places the organism in Eukaryota, Viridiplantae, Streptophyta, Magnoliopsida, Ericales, Ericaceae. The transcript is spliced from 3 exons. Bases 1772 to 3217 code for a protein of 481 amino acids. Gene Ontology annotation, biological process: protein phosphorylation. The record is from RefSeq and is a predicted model, not a curated record.